ACGCUCUUUAAUUUGGCCCCCCCACCCCCGACACACACACACACACACACACACAAAAAAAAAAAAAAAACAACCAGCAGCACAGGAAACAAAACUCAGCCCGGAGUUUCUCUGCAGACAUAACUGAAGCCUGACUCAUACACCCUCUCUUUCUCUCUCUUUAUUCCUGACAACAAGCAUCUGUGUGUGAGCUUCUCGCUGCCUGGGCUAUGUGUGAAUCUGGAAAGCAGUGUCCUGAAGGGGAAAGCUGCGGGGCACGCGUGGAUCAGCUCAAGAGACUCAUCUGGCUGCUGAUGAUCUGGGUCUCGAUCCUUUCUCUGGGCCUGGGAGCCUCCAUCGCUCUCCACAUCAUCCUCCGUCAGGGAUCCAGCACGACAGUAACGAUUCCGUCUAAACCCGUCGAAAGCACGGCCAGCACACGCUCUCAACUCACUUCAUACGUCUUUGACAGGAAUAUAAACCAGCAACAUGAACUCAAACUGCAGUGGCGGAAACGAGAUGAAGACCAAGGAGAUACGGCGGUAAAAAUAGAGGAGGACGGGAAUUAUUUCCUCUUCCUCAGAGUAACCCUGCAGUCGCAGAAUAAAGGUGUGAAUUACACGGUCACGGUUAUAAAGACACCAGAGGGUAACAAUCCCACAAAUAUCACUGUGGGACAUAUCAACGCAACAGAGAACUCGACUGGAUUCAUCGGUAUAGGAGCGCGUCUAAGUAAAGAUACGUUGAUAAACGUUAUCUGCAACCCCAAGGCGAAUUUCGAUGUAGAUAACACUUACUUGGGCCUGAUCAAAUUCUGAUUCGUCGUACUUCCUGGAUGUAUCUUCAUGGGGGUAGUUUACAUGUCCACAGGAAAUCAUUUGUUCAUUAUUAUUAUUAUUAUUAUUAUUAUUAUUAUUAUUAUUAUUACUAUUAUUAUUAUUACCAUGGCGAUCAAUUAUGGAGAAUGAGAUAACAAUUUUGACUUGCUGUUGACUGACUGGAUUCGAACUGGUUUGAAUGCGAGACAUUUCCAACACAGCCACCUUUUCACCCAAAAUAAAUAAAUAAAUAAAUAGAUCACAUUACUUCAUAAUGUUUAACGAAGGCGCAGCAUUGCCAUGAAGCUCUCCGGAACGGUUUGCUUUUUUUUUCCCCCAUAUCUCCGUGUUCAAGCUUGUUUUCCCUCAUCAAGCCUGUAGCCCUAUUUGGACAGCAUUGGAUGUUCGAUGGGAGCUCCGGAAACUCCAUCCUUAAGAGGUGCAAGUCUGCGAUUUUCACAUGGCCUUAGAAAUUGUAUUCUCAUCCCGACCGACACGCCUGUGGUUUUCACAAGCCGAUCUCGACUGCUGCUACAUGCUUUAGACGUCUUUGCGUAUACAUAGAACACUUUCAGCAGCCACAAAUUUAAAAAAAAAAAAAAAAAAAAUGGAUUCUUGGAGAGGUUCUCUCUUAUUUACUGUUUAUUUACAUUUUUUACUUUAUCUCCAUGUUGUGUUCACGAAUAAAAUGAUGUCAGUCAAAUGAGCUACAGGUGUAAAGCCUUGUCCGUGUAGGCUAAUAACCUGCUGGAUGCUUUUAUUUUAAAGAAUUUAUCAUUUGUGUUUCUACUGGUUUUUAUUACACUUCCCAGCCAUAUCAGUGUGUAUUUAGGAGUGCAAAAUACACAGAAUUCAGCACUACCCGCCUUUUUUUUUUGUUAUUAUUAUUUUUUUUUUACCUGUAACCUAGUAGUCCAUAAUAUAGAAUUCAUCAGAAUAAAUUUUGUCUAAAUUAAGUAGGUUUUUUUUUUUUUAACCUAACUUUUUUAUUAUUAUUAUUAUUAUUAUUAUUAUUAUUAUUAUUAUUAUUAUUUUAAUUCCCUCUGCAUGUGCAAUGUGUUUCAAAUUUCUUCAAAAUGAACAUAUUUUGUCUUCACGGUUACUUCCGUGUUAUCGUGUAAUUAAUUAACGUACUGUACAUACUUUCUCUGUUCAUUUUUAUUAUUAUUUUUUUUAUUUCUUUAGUUAUAUGCACUGAUUUGUACUGGUAGCAAAACCAGCGCUGUUCCAGGUUAUUACGUACGUCAAAGUAAUAGCAAAGCUAAUGGUUUUAGGUUUAUUAAAACCUUGAGUGCUAAUGUCUGUAUAUAUCUGAAUUCUUUUUUUAAUAUUAUGUUUUGCUUAAUUUAUUUUUAGUUCAUUAAUAAUGCCGAUCAUUCAAAAUGUACAUACUAGGAUUUUUUUUUUUUUUUUUAAACUAUUCCAUCGUGUUGAUAUGAAUGUAUUACUGUUAAGAGCUGAGUACAAGUUACUUAUCUUGUUGCACAUUAUGAAUGUAAGUCCUUUUUCAUUUUAACGAAUGAAAAAAAUGAUUAAAAACGAUAGUACAACCUACGGCAUGUUGGCACUUUGUCUCUGAGCACUUUCUUUUUUCUUUUUCUUUUCUAUGUUCUUUUACAUUUAGAUAUACUGCAUCAUAAAAUCUUUGGUAUAUUUAAGUGCGUUUGGCUUAAAGAAAUUGAUUUAUCGACUUAAAAAUUUUGAGUUAACUAGUUUCAGGUCAUUUUUCUUUCAUCUCGCAACUGUUUUCAACAUGGAUAAUAAUAAAUGUUUCUUGAGCAGCAAAUCAGCAUAUUCGAAUGAUUUCUGAAGGAUCAUGUGACACUGGAGACUGGAGUAAUGAUGCUGAUUAUUCAGCUUGGGUCACGUGAAUAAACUGCAUUUUAACAAUAUAUCCAAAUAGAAACGUUAUUUUUAAUAAUUGUAAAAAAAUAUUUCACGACAUCACUGUUUCUGCUGUAUGUUGGAUCAAAUAAACGCAGCCUUGGUGAGCAGGAGAGAUUUUACCCAUCUGAAACUUUUGAAUGGUAGUGUAGGUCUAAUGUUUUUAAGGAAAGUCUUUAUGUAAAGAAAAUGUAUAUUCAGAUGCCUUCUUUUAACUUCAACUUGAUUUUGUGAACGAGCUACGAACAAUAUAUUCAAUCAAGAAGUUCCUACAUUCACAUUCCUCAUUGAUAGGCCCAGGGGAGGGGUCUCUGUCUGCUCAGGUGUGAAUCACAUCAAUAUUCAUAAUAAUUCACACCAAAUGGUCUGCACUUAUAUAGCGCUUUCAUCCAAAGCGCUUUACACUGUGUCUCAUUCACCCAUUCACACACACCAAUGGUAGCAGAGCUGCCAUGCAAGGCGCUAACUUGCCAUCGGGAGCGACUCGGGGUUCAGUGUCUCGCCCAAGGACACUUCAGCACGUGGAGUCACGUGGGCCGAGAAUCGAACCUCCGACCCUACGAUCAGUGGACGACCCGCUCUACCACCUGAUCCACAGCCGCCCAAUACCACCUCGCAUACAGCCUUUCUGACACGAAAAAGUGUCUUACAAAAGUUAAACGACUAUAUUGUUUUGUAUGAAUGAGUGAUCAGGAUGGAUUUCACAUCAUCAUGUAGCGAACCAUGUCUACAAUAGGCUACAAGAUCCGGUUCUCAAAAGUCUUGUGAACAAACGUUUAGUACGUGUUAUAUGGGCUUGUUUCAGUGACUUUUUUGUUGUUGUUUUUUUUCAAAAACCUUUUUUGUUUUCUCAAAAAUACAAAACAUGUACAUGCACGCCGCUCACGUAUUACUGUAGCCCUGUUUGUGGUGAAGACAGUGUAAGCAGACUUCAGCCAUUCAUAUGUUUAUAAGCAACUGAAAAAAAGCACAAAUAUCAAGGCAUGUCAAAACUUCUCCAGGGCCCAAAACACCCUCAGACCCC
This is a messenger RNA of Ictalurus punctatus (channel catfish), 3705 nucleotides long. It is a transcript of the gene tnfsf18, whose product is annotated as TNF superfamily member 18. The record is from RefSeq and is a predicted model, not a curated record. The coding region runs from base 210 to 797 and encodes 195 amino acids. The transcript has 3 exons. Gene Ontology annotation, molecular function: protein binding. NCBI's taxonomy places the organism in Eukaryota, Metazoa, Chordata, Actinopteri, Siluriformes, Ictaluridae.